AUGUUUCGUCGCAUCCUACUCGCGGUGAUCGUUUUGAGCACCUUUGCCGCGGCCGUUCCCACGCAGAUCCCACCCCGCGCCGCCCGCGGAAAGCUGACCGUGUACUGGGGCGCCGAAGACUCCAGCACCACCCUGGACAAUGUCUGCAGCGACCCCUCGUACGACAUUGUUAACCUCGCCUUUCUGAGCUACUUUUUCAGAGACGGCGGGUAUCCCCAGCUCAGCAUCAGCACGCUCGGCGGCCCGUCGCCCGCCCAGCAGGCGGCAGGCGCGACGUCCCUGCAGGACGGCGCCGAGCUGGUGCCGGCUCUCCGAAAGUGCCAGCGGAGCGGAAAGCGCGUCAUACUCAGCAUGGGUGGCGCGCAAGAGUACGCAGACGUGACGCUCAAGGAUGACGCGCAGGGCGAGCAUAUUGCGCAGACGGUCUGGGACCUGUUCCUCGGCGGCACCAAUAAUGCGGCGCUUCGCCCCUUUGGAAGCGUGAAGCUGGACGGCGUGGAUUUGGACAACGAGUCUGCAAACCCCACGGGCUACGUCGCCAUGACGAAAAAGUUCCGCAGCCUCAUGAACGCCGACGCCAGCAAGCAGUACUUUCUCACGGCAGCGCCGCAAUGCCCCUUUCCAGAUGCGUCGGAGCCUCUUGAUGUGGUGCAGCUGCUCGACUACGUGUGGGUGCAGUUUUACAACAACGGAGACUGCAACAUUGCCCAGUCGGGCUUCAACGACGCCGUGCGGACCUGGAGUCGAGGCAUCGGCAACGCCACGCUCUUCAUCGGCGCCUUGGCCAGUGGCGCAGACGGAGACCAAGGGUUCGUGGAUGCUAGCACGUUCAAUUCGGCGAUUGAGGGGGUGAAAGCUAUGAAUUUGCCCAACUAUGGCGGUGCCAUGCUCUGGGAAGCUCAGUUGGCGGUCAAUAACGGCAACUACCAGACACAAAUCCGAGGCUCUCUGUAA
Molecule: messenger RNA, 954 nt
Organism: Cordyceps militaris CM01
Lineage: Eukaryota; Fungi; Ascomycota; Sordariomycetes; Hypocreales; Cordycipitaceae
Product: chitinase 1 precursor, putative
Exons: 2
Coding region: 1-954 (317 amino acids)
Biological process (GO): carbohydrate metabolic process
Cellular component (GO): extracellular region
Molecular function (GO): chitinase activity
Source: RefSeq, a predicted model, not a curated record